Molecule: messenger RNA, 1866 nt
Organism: Oncorhynchus tshawytscha (Chinook salmon)
Lineage: Eukaryota; Metazoa; Chordata; Actinopteri; Salmoniformes; Salmonidae
Exons: 5
Coding region: 245-967 (240 amino acids)
Source: RefSeq, a predicted model, not a curated record
UCCUUAUUUCCAACUCAACUGAGGCAGCUACUGGAAACCAUUUCGCAAUUGUGGAGAGUACACUCCCAUUGAAGGGAGAAAAAUGUCAUGAGAAAGUGAGAGAACAAUUGAGAAACUAAGAAGAACCAUUUGUAUACGCCUAGUAAAAACACGGUAGUUUUUGCGCUAAUAAUGUUGGGUCCAGCUUCCUGAGGCACCAGGACAUUGUGUUGGGGCUGCUCUAUGGAACCCGUCCUACUAUUCUAUGGGGAAGAAAGAAAUGUACAACUGUCUGUUUCUCUCAUGGACCUGUCUAUGUUUUCUCCCGGGUUAUGAUUCAGAGGAAUGUGUGACUUCUGUCUUGGCAAAGAGAGGUUCUGUUGACGUACCAAAGGGGGGCACUCUUUCCCUAUCCUGUGUUGUUCAGCAUUGUGGAGAUGAUGGCUGGACAGGGGGAUGGGGGCUGUCAACAGAGGGACAGUUCCUUCUCUUUAGUCUCACUCCAAGGCAUCAUCUCUCCAAAGUCACAUUGACAACCAAUAGUACCCGUCUGAUCAUGGACAUCCUCAACGUCAACCAAUCAGAUCAUGGAAUGUACCAAUGCCAGAUCACCUGGGUUGAAGGAUCCACCAGUGUUGGACAUAUGAUAUAUGUGAACAUCACUGCAGCCAUACCACCCACACCCAUGAGGAAGGUCUAUUCCAGGGUGGCGGUGUAUGUAAGUACCUGUUUGGUAAUCACCCUGGUUUUGGGUCUGGCUUACCAUAUAAGGUCAAAGGUCCCAUCUCAGCCCCCACCAAUACCACCGCCCAAGCCCCCACCACGCUCCCAAAGUGCACGCAAGGACAAGCCCCCCACACCCAAGCCUAAACCAAAGAUAGAGUUGGUCUAUGCAGCUCUUUCAAAGGACUGCCUUGAACAGCAGAAUCCUAAUCCUCAACGAAAAGCCGCACAGCUCACAGUCUACUCCUCUCCCCGCUUCUCCUGACUCACUGUUUAGUGUGGGAUGGACAAUGUAUGGCCAGUCAGACUUUUAUAUUGUAGAGACCUCAACCCAACUCCUAUCCACUGGGCACACACUAGUUGAAUCAACGUUGUUUCCACGAAAGUACGUUGAACCAACGUGGAAUAAAUGUUGCAUUGACAUCUGUGCCCAGUAGGCAGUGACCUCGUCAAAUGGUUCGGAUCUCUUGUCGUAAAGGCUAAUGCAUUGAGUUGAUAGUCGCUGGACCGAGGUUCGAGUCCUGGCCGAUGCUAUCCCCUGAAUUCACGUCAAUAUUCACCUCCGCAUGUAACAGACUUGUGUUGAUCGAGUGGUCCCAUUUCAGAGAUCUGGAAUGAAUGACUUCAGAUGCUUUCUGAUUUUGUGUGUGUCAUGCAGUAACUUCCAUCCUCGCGCUCAGCUAGAUCGCGGUGCCAUGUGAAAAUCAUCUGUAAAUAUAAUCUGUGUUCAGUGUUCUAAAUUGUGUUUUAUGCAACUGUCUUUUAUUUGAUAACACUGUCAUUAUUAUUUGUGGGAAUUACUUUCUCUGCCGUGUGUUUGAAUCAACAGACUAGAACUGAUGUUCCAUACCAAAACAUUGCCACUGCUAAGAAAAGUUGAGCAAAUUCUAUUAAAUGUUUCCCCCCUCAAAACAAUGUUCCAUGUAAAGCAGACCCAGGUUCAGACACCAUUUGACAUAUUUUAAAUGCUUUGAGUGUUUGCUCUAGUCUUCCUGGGGGACCUGAGGGGCGAGUUUGGCCAUUUUUGGACUAUUCUAUUGGUCCAUUACGCCAGGCAAGCUCAAUCAAGCACAUAUACAUUAUUUAAGAUGAUUUCAAAUAGUAUUUGAACCCAUGUCUAAAGCAUGCUCUCUCCCUUUUAUAAUAAACAGACAAAAACGAUCA